Cladocopium goreaui is the source of this 2470-nucleotide messenger RNA. NCBI's taxonomy places the organism in Eukaryota, Dinophyceae, Suessiales, Symbiodiniaceae. The record is from the annotation of a GenBank genome assembly.
AUGGCCAAACCACCAGCGGUGCCCAACGGCGCCUUCCUGACUGAUGCGCUUCAGUGUCAGGCGAGCUGUGCAAGCAAUCCCACUUGCAGCCACUUCACAUGGUUCACAGACAGCCAUGGCUGUUGGUUGGGAUUUUCCAAAAGCGAGCUGGUUGCGGCGCCAAAGGCCAUCUCCGGGCCUAAAAUUUGCAAAGCGCCAGCCACGCCAGCACCGCUGCCAGAGCCGAUGCCAAUUGCAGGGGAUGGAGAUGCAAGUGUCAGCACCCAGGCGCCCAAGGCCUUUGCUCAAAACACUUCCAGAGGUGGUGCAAACAUCUCGUGGAUCUGGUGGGUUCUUGGUGCAGGUGUCAUCGUUCUGGUGGCGAUCGCUGCCUGCGCUUUCGCCUUUGCUCAGGGCAAAAAGAAGCCCAAAGAGAGCGCUCGGAAGCGACACAUGAGGAGAACCCAAGGGAUGGAGGAGGAAGCAGAGAACGACGCAGAGGAGGCAGAUGUCGAGAGACCCUUGAUGCCUUGGGAGCAGCGGAAGUUGGAAUCUCGUCCCAGUGGAAGCAAGAAGGGCUUCAAGGCUCCAGAUAGCUUUGUGCGGCUGCCGCUUACGGUGCCGGGGAUCGGCACAUGGGGUUGCGGCACAAGGGCCUGCCAGAGCGUGUCAUGGAAGCAACGCAGCAGUGCCUUGAUGCAGCAACAGGCCUUUAAUGCUUUGUUCCGCGAGCGAUUUCGGAACUUUGAUGGUACCAUGCAGUCAUUCUAUCCUCCUCGUGGACAGCGACAGAGUGCAGGCACUGCAGAAGUUAGGUUGAUCAGGCAGAUUGCACCAGCAGCACGGGAGUUUCCGCCUCAAAUCUUGACCCCAUUUGCCUCGUCGCCAGCGUGCUUGAUUCCCGAGGGGUGCGCAGGGCCGGGGGGUCGGGAUCAUCAAGAUCUGGAUUCCUUCGGCUUGAAACUGGGUGGAGUUUGGCAUGGCAAGGAUCACAAGAUGGAAGCCAAAUUUACUGAAGCUAACUUCACUUGCACCUCGCUGGUUCGCAAUCCAAUCUUAGAUGUCCUUGAGCUUCCUAGCAGCUUUCAGAUCCCAAUCAAUUUUAAUGCCAUGCAGAAAGAGGGUUCCGACAUGAGUCUCCAGUUCUACAUGACAGCGGCCUGGUCCUGCUCCGUGAGCCUCGGCGGCGGCUGGGAGGCAGGCGCCCAACGCGCGCAGCGGCGCCGAGUAGGGUGGGAAGGGCUCGAAGUCCGCGACGGCGGCCUGGCAGAUUUUUGUUGGUUGGCCCCCGAGCCGCGCCCAGCCUGGCAAUCCCGGGGUGAGCCGGCGCCAGAGCCCCCUGCCGGGCCGGAGGAUGAGAACUUGGAGCGACUGGUGGAAGGAGUGGAAGGAGUGGAAGGAAUGGAAGGAAUGGAAGGAAUGGAAGGUUGGAUCUCACCCAGAUCCGACAGAUCUUUAGGUCCAAAGAUGACCAAAGGAACAGCUCUGGGACCUUUGACAGGCACCACCUUGGUAGAUUUGAUUGAUCGCGGGACUUAUGGCAUGGGCCCUUCGGGGCGCCGUGCACGUUCGGUGCAGCGGUCUGAUUCGCUGCCGCCGCGGCCGUGGGAUCAGGGCACCCGCGCCAGCCUCGAGCAGGCACGUGCUGGAGCGCUGCGAAGCAAAAGCUUGAGGCCAGAGCGGCCACAGAGGCCAGAGAGGCCGAAGGAUCAAAAUGAUCCCUGGGCAGCUUAUUUUGGAGAAAGCGAUGGGUUGGAUGUCCCAGUUUGGGGGCAGCUUCCAUUUCGUUUGCAUCGAAGGCAACAUGGGGUGGUCAGGGAGAGUGAGGCAGAACUGACCACUGGACACAUCCCAGUUCUUCGAGAUGAAUCCAUAGAUUCACUACUGGGUGGUCCUGAUGGUGUCGAUGGCUAUUAUGCCGAUGGCACUUUUGGACGAGGCGGCCACUCGACUGAGAUCCUGAGACGUUUGUCGAAGGACGGCCGGCUCUGGGCCUUUGACUUAGAUCCCAACGCGGUCGCAGUGGGGCAGAGAUUGGAAGCCUUGGAGCCGCGCUUCAAAAUGAUCCAUCGACCCUUUGCUGAUGUCCAUGUGAGCUUGCCAUCUGAUGUGGAGUUGUCUGGGAUGCUCCUGGAUAUUGGCUUCUCCAGCCCACAGGUGGAUGACGGCGACCGUGGAUGGAGCUGCUAUCAGGACGGCCCGUUGGAUUUGCGAAUGAACUUCAAGGCAGGCAUUCCAGCAUGGAAGUGGCUGCAGACCACUACCCCUGGAGAACUGGCUUCGGUGAUCUACGAGAAUGGCGAGGAUGAUGAUCCGGUGAUGUGUCAUCGCAUUGCCGAAGCUGCCUUGGAACGUCAAAGACGCCUAGGUCCGUACAAGUCCACGCUGGAGUUGGCCUCCUGUAUCCAGGAGGUGAAGCGUGGCUUGGAUGAACGUCGCCAGCACCCUGCAAAGUUGGCAUUCCAAGGCAUCCGGAACUUCAUCAACCAGG